Orycteropus afer afer is the source of this 936-nucleotide messenger RNA. It is a transcript of the gene TSEN34, whose product is annotated as tRNA splicing endonuclease subunit 34. Gene Ontology annotation, cellular component: tRNA-intron endonuclease complex. NCBI's taxonomy places the organism in Eukaryota, Metazoa, Chordata, Mammalia, Tubulidentata, Orycteropodidae. Gene Ontology annotation, molecular function: nucleic acid binding; tRNA-intron lyase activity. The record is from RefSeq and is a predicted model, not a curated record. Gene Ontology annotation, biological process: tRNA-type intron splice site recognition and cleavage; tRNA splicing, via endonucleolytic cleavage and ligation.
AGGAUGCUGGUGGUGGAGGUGGCGAAUGGCCGCUCCCUGGUGUGGGGGGCCGAGGCGGUGCAGGCUCUGCGGGAGCGCCUGGGCGUGGGGGGCCGCACCGUGGGCGCCCUGCCCCGCGGGCCCCGCCAGAACUCACGCCUGGGCCUUCCGCUGCUGCUGAUGCCGGAGGAGGCACGGCUGCUGGCCGAGAUCGGCGCUGUGACCCUGGUCAGCGCCCCGCGCCCGGACCCCCGCAACCACGGCCUGACUCUGGCAUCAUUCACGCGCCAGCAAGAGCGAGGUUUCGAGGAGCAAAGCGCCUUGGCGGCUGAGGCCCGCCAGAGCCGGCGGCAGAUGCUGCAGGGGAAGAUCGCUGAGGGCCAGGCUGCAAAAAAGCAGAAGCUGGAACAAGAUUCCGGGGCCAGUGGGAGCCAGGAGGCCGCCGGGAGCCAAGCGUCCGGAGAGAAGGAGGCCAGUGCCGGCCAGGCUUCCGUAGAGAACGAGGAAGCAGCCCCCUCCUCUUCCCAACCAGGGUCUUCGGAUGGGGGCACCCCCUUGCCCAGGUCUGCUCUUCUUGUCCAGGUCGCCACUGCCAGGCCGCGGCCCGUCAAGGCUAAGCCCCUGGACUGGCGUGUGCAGUCCAAAGACUGGCCCCACGCCGGCCGGCCGGCCCACGAGCUGCGUUACAGCAUCUACAGGGACCUGUGGGAGCGAGGCUUCUUCCUCAGCGCCGCCGGCAAGUUCGGAGGCGACUUCCUGGUGUAUCCUGGUGACCCGCUACGUUUCCACGCCCACUACAUCGCUCAGUGCUGGGCUGCUGCGGACCCAAUCCCACUGCAGGACCUGGUUUCUGCCGGCCGCCUGGGAACCAGCGUCAGAAAGACGCUGCUCCUGUGCUCCCCGCAGCCCGACGGUAAGGUGGCGUACACCUCCUUGCAGUGGGCCAGCCUGCAGUGA